Limulus polyphemus (Atlantic horseshoe crab) is the source of this 12484-nucleotide messenger RNA. RefSeq lists its product as uncharacterized. Gene Ontology annotation, biological process: signal transduction; protein localization to T-tubule; regulation of cardiac muscle contraction. The record is from RefSeq and is a predicted model, not a curated record. NCBI's taxonomy places the organism in Eukaryota, Metazoa, Arthropoda, Merostomata, Xiphosura, Limulidae. Gene Ontology annotation, molecular function: protein binding. The coding region runs from base 462 to 11366 and encodes 3634 amino acids. Gene Ontology annotation, cellular component: T-tubule. The transcript has 43 exons.
CGUGGUGUUGGUAAGCCAUAGCCGCUGUUAAGAAAAGGCGACGAGGUGAAGAGUGUUUCUAUAUAUGUAAGUCACUCUAUUUACGUGGCGCUAUGCGCGAAAAGAGCAGCUGGAUCACGUUUCCAACACGGGUUCUGACUGUAGCUCCAUUACUAGUGCUUGCUCUAAGCACAAACUGUUAGGGUGGGUCUCGUGGAACUAUUUCCCAGAAUUCUUGAAGAAGCUACUGGGAAGACAUCAGUGGAGCAUGGACAAACUAUGUUCUAGGCCUAGAAACUGGGGAGUGGCUAGGAAAUAGUGUGACCGUUCUCCGGCUGCAUCGGCUCUUACAUUGGAGAAAGUACAAAAGAGCAACCUUGAGCUGGCUAGGUCGUGCUGAAUUUCAUGCUAUCGACAAUAGUCAAACGGCUGAUAUUUUACGUUAGAAAUAUCCAGUCAGUUUUGAUACAGUAAAUUUCAUAAUGGGGGCUUCGCACCGUAAAUUUAAGACGGAUGGAAACGCCAGUUUUUUACGAGCAGCGAGAGCAGGAAACCUUGAAAAACUGUUGGAGUAUUUGAAAGGCAGUAUCGAUAUCAAUACAAGUAACGCUAAUGGACUGAAUGCCUUGCAUUUGGCGUCUAAAGAAGGACAUGAACAUGUAGUUGCAGAGCUGUUGAAGAGAGGAGCCAACGUCAAUGCAGCAACUAAGAAAGGAAACACUGCCUUACACAUAGCAUCUCUCGCAGGCCAGGAACCAGUUGUAAAGAUUCUAGUACAAAAUGGCGCCAACGUCAAUGUGCAGUCCCAAAAUGGUUUCACUCCUUUGUAUAUGGCUGCUCAAGAAAACCAUGACAAUGUCGUUCGCUUUCUAUUGUCAAAUGGAGCAAACCAAAGCCUUUCUACAGAGGAUGGUUUCACUCCUUUAGCAGUAGCUCUUCAGCAGGGUCAUAACAAGGUAGUUUCUGUUCUAUUGGAAAAUGAUACCAUAGGAAAAGUACGCCUUCCUGCUCUUCACAUUGCAGCCAAGAAGGAUGAUUGUAAAGCUGCUGCGUUGCUGCUUCAGAAUGACCACAACCCUGAUGUUACAUCAAAGAGUGGUUUUACCCCUCUUCAUAUAUCAGCUCAUUAUGGAAAUGAGAAUAUGGCCUUGGUUUUAUUGGAAAAAGGAGCUGAUGUUAAUUUUUUGGCCAAACAUCAAAUAACUCCCUUACAUGUUGCAUCAAAAUGGGGUAAAACAAAUAUGGUGACCCUGCUUAUUGAUAAAGGGGCCAAAAUUGAUGCUGCUACUAGGGAUGGAUUAACUCCUUUACACUGUGCUGCUCGAAGUGGUCAUGACCAAGUUGUUGAUAUGCUUGUGGAAAGAGGGGCCCCUAUUACAGCAAAAACAAAGAAUGGUCUUGCACCCUUACACAUGGCUGCUCAAGGUGACCAUGUAGAUAGUGCCAGAAUCUUACUUUACCACAAGGUACCUGUAGAUGAUGUAACUGUGGAUUACUUGACAGCCUUGCAUGUAGCCGCUCAUUGUGGCCACGUGAGGGUUGCAAAGUUGCUGCUCGAUCGUAAAGCUGACCCAAAUGCCAGAGCCCUGAAUGGGUUUACACCUUUACAUAUCGCUUGUAAAAAGAAUAGAAUGAAAGUUGUAGAACUUCUUCUUAAACAUGGAGCAUCCAUUGAAGCUACAACAGAGUCUGGUCUGACUCCACUUCAUGUAGCUGCCUUCAUGGGAUGUAUGAAUAUUGUUGUUUAUUUGAUACAAAAUGGAACAAAUCCAGAUAUUCCAACUGUUCGAGGGGAAACACCACUACAUUUGGCCGCUCGAGCACACCAAACUGACAUAAUUCGUAUUUUGUUGCGUAACGGAGCUCAGGUUGACGCACGAGCCAGGGAACAACAAACUCCUCUACAUAUUGCAGCCAGACUUGGGAAUGUAGAUAUUGUUGGUCUCUUAUUACAACAUGGUGCAGCAGUUGAUGCAACAACUAAUGACAUGUACACCUCUCUUCAUAUUGCUGCUAAAGAAGGUCAGGAAGAAGUGGCUUCUGUACUUGUAGAACAUGGAGCCUCUACUACUGUUACUACCAAGAAAGGAUUUACUCCUCUUCAUUUGGCUGCCAAGUAUGGAAAUAUCAAAGUAGCUCGUCUCCUUUUACAGAAAGAUGCCCCUGUUGAUGCUCAAGGAAAGAAUGGUGUGACACCUCUCCAUGUUGCAGCACAUUAUGAUCAUGUGAAUGUGGCUCUUCUAUUACUUGAUAAGGGAGCAUCCCCACAUUCUACUUCUAAGAAUGGUUACACUCCACUUCAUGUGGCAGCCAAAAAGAACCAGAUGGAUAUUGCUACCACAUUGCUGGAGUAUGGAGCAAAAGCUAAUGUUGAAUCUAAGGCUGGUUUCACACCUCUCCAUCUGGCAGCACAGGCAGGUCAUACAGACAUUACAACACUUCUGAUUGAACAUCAAGCUGAUGUUAAUGCUGCAGCCAAGAAUGGACUUACACCUCUCCACUUAUGUGCUCAAGAAGAUCGUGUCAAAGUGGCUGCUAUUCUGGUGAAGAAUGGAGCUGUGAUUGAUCCACAGUCCAAAGCUGGAUAUACUCCACUGCAUGUUGCCUCACAUUUUGGUCAGGUUAACAUGGUGAGGUUUCUACUACAACAUGCUGCCACUGUGAACUCAACAACUUCUCAUGGAUAUACACCUCUCCAUCAAGCAGCUCAACAGGGACACACAUUUGUUGUAACUCUUCUGCUAGAAGGCAAGGCUUCACCCAAUACUGUUACUAAUCAAGGGCAAACACCUCUGUCUAUUGCCCAGCGGCUAGGUUAUAUAUCUGUGGUCGAAAGUUUGAAAGUGGUAACAGAAACUGUUACGACAACCACCACUACUGUGAUUACUGAAGAUAAAUACAAAGUUGUUGCUCCAGAAAUUAUGCAGGAGACAUUUUUGAGUGAUUCAGAAGAUGAGGGAGGUGACGAUUUUGAGGAAACAACUCUGUUUGGGAAACCCACUCAUGCUACCCAUGUGUAUCUGCCUUAUUAUGAAGGUCAAAAGUUACAGACGCGAGAAGACACAAUGACAGGUGAUCAGUCCAUGCGCUACAUGACAGCUGACGAUAUGAAAUUUUUGGGUGAUGAUUCUCUUACUAUUGAUGUAACAAAAGAUGAGAAGCCAGCUGAAAGUAUGGUGUUUAGCAAACACGCUGGAGCACCUUUGACUGUACAAGAGGAGCACUUAUCACCUCAGUAUGUUAAUCCAAAUACAGAAGCAUUCUUUGUGGGGAAUUAUGCUCCAGAUAACAUUGAUAUCUCUCGUGCACCAGUGCAUUCUGGGAAGCUUAAGUGGAAGACAUUUCUGGUCAGUUUCAUGGUUGAUGCCCGAGGAGGUGCUAUGCGUGGUUGCCGACACUCUGGGGUAAGAGUUAUUAUUCCACCACGUAAAGCUCCAAUGCCAAUGCGAAUUACUUGUCGAUAUCUACGAAAGGAAAAGCUUGCACAUCCACCACCUCUUAUGGAAGGUGAAGCAUGUGCUUCUAGAAUUCUUGAAGUUGGACCUGCUGGAGCAAAGUUUUUAGGACCUGUUAUACUUGAAGUUCCACACUUUGCUUCCAUGCGUGGAAAAGAACGAGAAAUUACUGUGUUGAGGAGUGACUCUGGAGAAACCUGGAAAGAGCAUGUUCCCCCACCAGAUGAUGCUGUUCAUGAUGUACUGAAUGAGAGCUUUGAGGGAGAAGAGUUCAGUGCUUUAGAGGACCUUAACACCAACAGAAUUACACGCAUUGUAACAAUGGAUUUUCCACAAUAUUUUGCUAUUAUUACACGUAUCAGACAAGAGGUCCAUACUAUUGGCCCUGAGGGUGGGAUGGUCAGUUCAACUGUUGUGCCUCAAGUCCAGGCAAUAUUCCCAGAAGGUGCCCUCACAAAGAAGAUCAAAGUAGGACUUCAGGCACAACCAAUACCACCAGAGUUAGUCUCAAAGAUGUUGGGAAAUCGGGUGGGAGUUAGUCCUAUUGUGACUGUUGAACCUCGCCGUCGCAAGUUUCACAAACCUAUCACUCUGACCAUCCCAGUGCCUCAAGCUGCUUCCAAAGGGAUGAUAAACCAGUACAGUGGGGAUGCUCCAACUUUGAGGUUGCUGUGCAGUAUAACAGGUAGUACCAAGUCAGGAGCUACAACUAAAGCCCAGUGGGAAGAUGUAACUGGAUCAACUCCACUUACCUUUGUUAAUGAAUGUGUCUCAUUUACUACAACAGUAUCAGCAAGGUUUUGGCUCAUGGAUUGCAGGCAAAUUAAUGAAGCAACAAAGUAUGCUACAGAACUAUAUCGAGAAGCUGUUAAUGUGCCUUUCAUGGCCAAGUUUGUUGUUUUCAUAAAACGACAUGAACCAAUGGAAGCUCAGCUUCGGGUAUUCUGUAUGACUGAUGACAAAGAAGACAAAACCUUAGAAAGCCAGAAGCACUUUAUAGAGGUGGCCAAAAGCAGAGAUGUAGAGGUCUUGGAAGGCAAAUCUCAAUACUUAGAAUUUGUUGGGAAUUUAGUUCCUGUGACAAAAUCAGGUGAGCAAUUGACUCUCAUGUUCCAAGCCUUCAGGGAGAACAGGCUGCCAUUUAUUGUUCGUGUGAAGGAUCCUCACCAGGAGGCCGUGGGCAGGAUUGCUUUUAUGAGAGAACCCCGAGUGAGCCGUGGAGAUCUACCACAAACUCCAAUUUGUAAUCUGAACAUCGUGUUGCCUGAUGUGUGUAAGGCUGAGGGAGAGUAUGUAGAUGAGAUUGUAACACUGGAGAGAAAGUAUGGUUAUGUUCAGGAAUCAGGUUUAGCUAAAGGUGGGAUGCUUCAGCGAGCUGAUCUUCGGCUGGUUGAUGUGGCUCGAGAAAUUGGAUCUGAGUGGGAACGACUGGCUUUUCAGUUGGACAUCCCAGAGUGGGAUGUCAACACAAUCAAAAAUGAAUGUCCAGAUAAUGUUAAAAGUCAGUCUUUGAUGAUGUUACAGUUAUGGGUGCAGAAACCAACAAUCCAAGCCAAAGGAAAUGUUUUGGAAAAUGCUUUGAGAAAAAUUGCCCGAGAAGAUGUUUUAAAUAAUUGUAUGUUCAAUGUGCACAUUGUAUCUGAUGAGGUGGAAAAAGCAGUGGCAAAAGUUCAGCAAGAUCAGAGUGAGUUUGAUAACAUCAGAGUCGAAUUGGGCCGAUCAAGGGAAGCUUCACUACAGCGAGAAAUGUCUCUGGAUGUUUCUUAUGAUGAACAGGACUUAAUGAAGGAAGCAGAAUCAGCUGAAGAAACAAGUAGUGAGACAGGUUCAGUCCAGGAAAGACAACUUCCAGAAACCAGGAAAACACCACCCAAGGACGGCCGAGAAAUACAAAAAGUGACAGUGACAGAAAUUCCAAUAACUCGAGAAGUAGCAGGUACUAAGCUUCCUGUCACAGAACAGAUUAUUGUAUCUCAUGAAAGGAUUUCAGGAGAGGAAGAGCUUAAAAAACCAACUAAAACUCCACCCCCUACACCUGUGGACAAGGAACAGAAAGGUCAACAACAGUUACCAGACACUGACAGAAAAAUCUAUACAACAGAGAAAAGUCAAGUUUUGGAUGAUGGAACAGUUAAACACAGUAUCACAACUGUUACUAAGGAAACUGUGGUCCAUGAUUUAAGUGAGUUACCAGAAAAAUUGUGUAAAAGAGUUGCAGAACUUGCUGAGGCUGAAGAAAGACCUCUAGGAGAUAAAGAUGGAAGGCAGGUGACACUUACAACAAUAAAAAAAGAUGGAGAAGCACAGCCAGUUGUUACCACAAUUUCCAGUACUGACACAUCUAAAACAUAUCCUGUUGAGAAACACAUAGUAAGAGAAGCACAGGGAGCAGACCAGGAGCAAGUAACAUCAACAGUCUUGACAUCAAGGACUUUCCUAGGAGAGCUUAAUCUGACUGGGAAGAUGGUUGGUGAGAAGACUAAAAAACAGAUUCUGAUGCUUUUAGACAAUGAAAAUCAGAUAAGAGAAGAAAUGAAAAAACCAGACACAGUGUUAACCUCCCAGGCUGUAAUUGAUAAAUUUGGUUUUAAUAUAGAUACUAGUAAUACACCACUUACUGAAAGUCAGGCUCUAUGUGUAACAGAUACAGGUACAAGUCCAAUACAGGCAGUAUCGUGCACUGACAGAGGUAUAAGCCCUAUUGCAGUAUAUUCUCCAAGAAAUGUUCUGUUUAGAGAACAACCCAGACAAUAUGUAGGUACUUCUGAGCUCCAGGUUCAAGGCACAUUACAAUUUGCAAAUGAAUUACCAGAAACAUCACAGAAACAGGAUAGUGUAACAUGUGAAGAAUGUCCAAUAGAAAUACUGCUUGAUCGCAAAGUUUUUGAUACUGUAGAUGGAAGGGCAACUUCAGAAAGUAAACUAACUCUUUCUAGCUUUGGAACAGGAAGAACAUUAGAUAUUCAUUUCAAAACAGAUUCCCAAAUUGAAAUAUCUUAUCACUCAGAUUUUUCUACCUCCAAACCUCUUGCCUAUCAUGUUGGGAUUGGAACAGAUGAAGAACUGUCAGAACAAGGAAGCAGUUCUCUCAGUCAGUCACUUACUGAAUCAGCCAUUGGUCCUCACAGAGAAAAAGAUUCAUCCCAUAUUUUACCAGGUGAUAUAGAACAAAAAAUGAAAAAAAGAGAAAUGGGAACAGGUACAUCUAGAAAUGGAAUAUCAGAAAAAUUUGAUGCUGCCACAAGCCCCAUCGUAGGACUCACUUCAGAAGCUGCCAUAUCAACAGAAUCACCAGAAAAGAGUGACAUAGCUUCAAGUCCACUCUUAACGGAGUCAAAAAGUAUUGGCUUAAGUCCUAUGUCAGAUGCAGGGCUGGAGAUUCUUAAAGAGGAUAUUUCUGCUCAAACUGUAUCUCCAGGCUCCUUGUCAGUCAGUACUAGUCCUCUGGUAGAGUUGGACCCUAGUAAUUUGGUUAGGUCAAGCAUGGAAGAACUGAAUUUACCAAAUUUGCAAGAUGAAACUAAUCAAUAUUAUUCCUUUGAUAGUGACCUUGAAUCAGAAGCAGGAAUUGAACAUAAAAAGAUUGAUGUUGGCAAUGGCAUAACUUUGAAAACUUCUUCACUUGACAUAGUCUCAAAAAUUGAAUUACCAAAAGAAAACAUACUACAAGAGCUAAAAGAUGACAAAUUAAUGUUCUUUCAAUUCUCAGAUGAAACCUCAGUCUCAAAAUCUAAACAGGAAACUAAGGAAACAUCAGAGUUCUUAAUUACAAGUAGUGUGCUUGAACAGCAAACAAAGAGGGAAUUAGAAAAAAUCAGUAAAGCUGUCAGCUUGAAUACAACAGAAGGGAAAGAACAUGAUCUGACAGAUGAAAAAGAAUUGUUGCAAAAAUCCAUGAAAACAAAUCCACAAUUUAGUCCUGAUGUUCUUUUUACAAGUUCACUUAAAAAAAUAUCAAAAGAAGAACAAGAACAAAAGGAAACAGACCAUGAAACAAAGGUAGCAGAAUCAGAGAUGAUGAAAAGAAAAACAGAACAUGAUAUGGAAGUUGGAGAAAUAGAAAUAGAAUCAAAGAAAACUAAAACAAAAGUUAUAGAGCCAAAAAUAGAAUCAGAGAAAUCAGAACCAGAAAUUAAAGUUGGGGAAACACAAAUAGAUAUAGAGAAAAUAGAAAGAGAAAUGGGAGUUAAAGAGCCAGAAAAAGAAUCAAAGGAAAAAGAAUCUCAAAUUAAAGUUAGUGAAGCAAAAGUAAACUUGAAUAAAUCAGAUCAUGUAGUAAAAAUUGAUGAAACAAAAAUAGAGCCAAAGAAAGCAGAAUCUGAAAUCAAAUUUAAGAAGCCAAAAAUAGAAACAAAGAAAAAAGAGCCUGAAAUGAAAGCUGGUGAGCCAGAAGUAGGAUCAAUGAAAACGGAACCUAAAAACAAAAUUGGUGAAACUGAAAUAAAAACAAAGAAAGCAGAACAUGAUAUGAAAAUUAGCAAGUCAGAACUAGAAUCGAAAAGAAAAGAAUCUGAAAUUAUGGAACCAAAAAUAAACACAAUAGAAAGAGAACCUGAAAUGAAAGUUGGUGAAACAGAAAUAGAAGCAAAGAAAACAGAAAUUGAAAUGGAAGUUGAAGUAUCAGAAAAAGAAUCAAAGAAAAGAGAAUCUCAAAUUGAAGUUGAUAAAGCAGAAAUAUAUGCAAAUAAAUCAGAAUCUGAAGUGAAAAUUGAAGAAGUAGUAAUUGAACCAGAGAAAGCAGAACCUGAUAUGAAAAUACGGGAGUCAGAAUUUGAAUCAAGGAAAAGAGAAUCUGAAAUGAAAGUUGGUGAGCUAGAAGUAGAGUCAAAGGAAAAAGAAUCUGAAGGGAAAAUCUAUGAAGCAAAAAUAGAACCAAAAAAAGUAGAACCUGAUAUAAAAAUUAGGGAGCAAGAAUUAGAAUCAAAGAAAACAGAAGCUGAAAGGAACGUUAAGGAGCCAAACAUAGAAGCAAAGAAAAAAUCUGAAAUUGGUGAAGUACAAAUAGUACCAAAAAAAGCAGUACCUGAAAUGAAAGUUGAUGAGUCUCAAGUAGAAUUAAAGAAAAGAGAACCUGAAGAGAAAAUUAGGGAGCCAGAAUUAGAAUCAUGGGAAAAAGACUCUGAAAUGAAAAUUGGAAAGCCAAAAUUAACAUCAAUGAAAUUUGAACCUGGAAGAAAAAUAAAAGAACUGGAAAUAAAAACAAAAGAGUCAGAACUUGCAAUGAAAAUAGAAGAAUCAGAAGCAAAGCCAAAGAAAUCAGAACUUGAAAUAAAGGUAAAUGAACCAGAAGUAAGUGUAAACAAAAUAAAAUUUGCCUCAAAGUCUAGUGAAUCAGAAAUGUUUGUGAUACCAGUAGAUAAAGAAUGUGAGUUUCAACAAACAGAGCUAGAGAUUGAACAAACAAUACAACAUCAUGAACAAGGUGAAAAAGACAAAUUUGUAAUAAGAUCUAGCGUAUUAAAAUGUGAAACGGAGCUUGACUUUGGUUUGAAAUCAAGAGAAUUAGAAAAAAGACAUGAAGCACAGCAAAAAGAAGAAACUUAUAGUGUGUAUGUCACAGAAGCAGAAGGAUCAAAAACAUUCUUUAAAGACAUAAGAAGUAAAGAUGUAGUAACUUCAGAUAUAAUAUCAUCAGCAGAGUUUGAUGUUUCAGAGAUUUCAGAAACAGGAAUAGAUCUUAUUUCUGAACAGCAUGUUGAACGUGAAAAAACAGAAAUAGAAAUGGAUUUUACUGGAAAGGAAAACAAACACUUUACUGGUGAAGAGCCACAAGGAGAUAAGUUACAGACACAGCAAGUAGGAAUCAGGUGUUUAUUCAUUGAAACUCCAGAGGAAUUAUCAAAGAGUUUAGUGACUGAGGUGCUAAUAAAAGAAUCAAAAGAACCGGAUAAGCAAGUUUUUAAAAAGGAAGUUUUGAGAUCAUAUGAAGAAAUACAAGAAGGAAAUGGUAGAACAGGAACUGUUUUAGCUGCUCCAGAUAGUGAAUACUAUACCGAAUCAACAAAAAAUAGGGCAGUAACAACAGUUAAGGAUGAAGGUUUGUCCCUUUUUAAGGAAGUGAAGCAAACAUCAGAACAGCCAGUUGAAUCGGAUACAGUAUUGUUUAGUGAUGUUAAAUUUGGCAAUAGGAAAAGAAGCAGUAUUUUAACUCAAAAAACGGGGAAUAGUGCAGGAAUUUUUCAGAAAGAGACAAAAGUUUAUUAUACAGAAAAUGACCUUAGAGUAGGCACUCAAGAAUUCACAGUUGAAAUAGAAGAGGAAGCUGUUGAUAUGAAAAGUCAGGAUAUUCUAACACUGGAAGACAUGUGCAGUGCCCUGUCUGACUUGCCUGAAACAGACAGCCUGACUUCAGUUACUUCAACAUCAUCAUCGCUUGAAAUGCUGACAAAGCAACAGGUAGCAGAUACCAUUACUUGUGUUUUAUCAUCAGCCAAAGAAGCAUCUUCAGAACCAGAAUCUAUCCAGCAGGAAAUCCCAGAAUUUGCAAUGGACCUUAAAAGAAAGGAGAAUGAAAAGCAAAAACUUUUCCUCAAGCAGGUACAUACAGUAGAUUCAAGUGAUUUUCAAACUUUCCAAAAAUCUGCAUCAUUAAAUAUGGUGGAUUUUACAUUGUUUUCGGAACCAUUAAAUCACAUUUCAGAAUCAGAAACUACUGAAAGCUCAGGCUCAAGUGUUUCAACACAAAGAGAAUGUUAUCCUUUAACUAUUGCAGGUCCAUCAGAACCAACAAUAAUAUCUGAAACUGAUAUCACCGAACAGAAUAGUUCAUUUCAGUGUGAAGAUCUGUUGGAUGAUUGCAUUAAUGAUAAUGGUAAGAAAUUGGAGGUCUUUGAUGCUAGUAACUUUUCAUGCAUCAAAACUGAUAGUCAACUUUCCCAUAACAUAUUUCCUGGUAGCCAGCAAUCUAAAAGUGAUAAAAUAGAUGAAACUUUUGAAGAAACACAAGAGAAUCUUAGAACCAGUUCAGUUGAAGUGGCAGUCCAUAAAGAAGAACAAAGGGCUGAAAGUGUUGAAUCAUUUUCUAUAGCAGAAAGUGUGAUUGGUGUUGGUGAAGAGAUCUUAGACUUGGAUUUUUCAGAAGAGGUUGUUCCCAAUGAAGAAACUGUAAUGCCAACAAGAGAACGUGCUGAAAUUGUAGAAACAUUUCCCAUGUCCUUUGUAACCUACCAUGUACCGUCUUGUCAUGUAGGAGAGGAGCAAAUAAUUUGUAAAAGUAAAGUUCUUCCAGAGAAUCUAAUGUUACAAGGAGAGACAAGCAAAGAUCCCUUUUCUGAACAAAAACAUUUUAAAGAAGAUGAAAUAGUUGACUCUUCUGAAUAUCUCUCGGAAAGAAAAAACAUCUUGUACACAUUUCCUUCAUCUUACAAGGAGAAAAUAUGGGAGAAAAAGGAAGCAGAAACAUCAGUGGUAACAUCUUGUAAAGAAUGGACAGAGACUGACGAACAUGGUGCAGUUAAACGUGUUAUGCAGAAUACAUCGUAUAUCACAUCUACAACACAGCAGGAAGCAGGCGUCACUGCACUUGAAGAGCCCUCCGAAGACAUGGAGAGGGAUAGAGUCGACAGAACACCAGCCUCUCCAGUGGCUUUCGAAAAUUCCGCAUUUGCGGGUGUUGAUGUGAUUGAUGCAGAGGGAGAAGGAUCCUGUCAAGUGCGAAGUCCAUACGAGGUUUCUCCAGAGAAAAUGGAGUGGACAGAUGCUGAGAAGACUUUAGACUCCUCAAGUAAAUCCGUUUAUGAGCAACAGCUUACAGGGUCUGGUGAAGAUGGUGAUUUGCAUGGGAGUAGGCUAACUACUCUAUCUACAAGGACCAUAACAACGCAGUCAACCCCAACAAUGGCUCCAUCUACCGGUAGCCACCAGACACCUGUGAGUCCUUCCAGUCAGGAAAUACUUGAUCAGUUCAUGAAUGAAGGUGAUUCUUCUCACUAGUUCACCUGCUUGCCAAGGAUGAUCAAUGAAUUUAUAAUAUCAUUCAUAAAUGUCACAAUUACUUACAGCAGUAUGUCACAGCGUAGCUGAAUUUUGUCAUUCUCAGUCCUUUGUGUUCAGUUGUCUUGUAUCAGGUUAUGUCAUUAUCAGUCACUUUUUAAGUUAUUGCCAUGAAAAUUUGAAUUAUAGCGACUUUUCAGUGCCAUAGAUUUGUUUGCAUGUUUUUGGUUUGAGAACAUGUUUGAAAGUGAGAAUGAUUUUUAGACACGAACCUUUAUCUUAUUCUAAUGUUGCUGUAUGGGAGGUUACAUAAACAACAACUUCCACGUGGUCAAGAGAUAAAUAUGAACAAAUUCAUAACUUUUUAUUGAUUCCAAGUUUUAUAUCUUGGAAGAAAAACUAAUGGAAAUUGUAAAGCUUAAGACAGGUAUGUUGCCAGGAUGCAUUAUCCCUUCCCUCCAUACCAUAAUGAUGUACAAAACUUUCACGUGGUAAUGAUGAAGAAUAUAAAACUCUCACAGCCUGACCUCUACGCUGUGUAACAGUUAUUUUUGUUUCAUAAAAAAUCACACUAAUCUUAAUGGAAAAAAAAAAAGACUUCGUUUUACAUAACUUUACCUGCUUGUGGAAAGUUUAAGAUUGCUGUCCUAAUCUUUCAUACUGUCUUCAUCAGCACCAUAUUCUCUGUUUUCCUGUACAAAUAUUACUUGUAGUUUUCUUAUUGACUAGUGUAGGAAAUCUGGUCAAAAUACCAAAGAUUUUACAGUAGAAAACUUUAUGCUUUACGAAUCAACCUCACCUAGACUCUAAACAAUCAUGCUGAUUUAAACCAAGUAUUUUACAAUUAUCUUGAUCUUUGGAUACUUCUGGCAUUAUAAAUUUUAAGACUUUGCAAAAUAUAGGACUUAUAUCAAAAUCUGUGAUGUUCGGUUAGAUUGUACUAUAUAUAUAUAUAUUUUUUUUGUUUUUGUUUUUUUGGUGAGGUUAUUUUUGGGGAAAAAUUUAAAGCAUCCCUGUGAUUAGACAUAGGCCCAUGUAAAUGUAGAAUCUUUCCUGUUAAUAUUUGGCUUCUGCUGUUUGAAUGCAGAUUUCGAAACAAUAAAAGUUGUUUUUCUGUC